GAAUUGAAUAAGAUUUGGAUAAAGUUGCUGCUUCUUUUAACAAUUGGGUUCAGAUAAAAGAAUAAAACCUGUCUACACCUGAUGCUUGUCAUACGUCAAGAUCUUUCAAAGCAACAUACCUGAACGAGAAUUGGAUUGCUGGAUGUAAAUAAGGGUAUGGAUGGAAAACAACGCAAUAUUAGAGGAAGUAGCUGGAUCGAUGCCAAAAAAAUUAAACUUGAUAGAUUACCAGAAGACAAGUACGAAAUUAUCAAGGAAGAAUUCCGUCAAUCAGUAGAAGAUAAUUUUAAUAUGAAUUAGAGAAUCCACAUUGGUCCAUUUGAUUUUCUGGCAAUAGCUGUA
This is a messenger RNA of Chironomus riparius, 342 nucleotides long. The record is from the annotation of a GenBank genome assembly. Lineage: Eukaryota; Metazoa; Arthropoda; Insecta; Diptera; Chironomidae.